AUGUCCGAAGGGCAUGUGAAGGGCUCCCUGACCACCCAUGUGCUGAACACGGCCACGGGGCUGCCAGCGGCCGGCCUUGCCAUCCGCCUGGCCCAGCUGCAGGAGCCGGGGCCGCAGUGGACGGAGCUGGUGGAGAGGUGGACGGACGAGGACGGGCGCUGCCUGCCCCUCCUGGCACAGGGGCAGGCCAAGGCCGGCACCUACAAGCUGCGCUUUGAGACAGCGGCGUACUGGCAGGGCCAGGGGCACACCAGCUUCUACCCCUUCGUGGAGGUCGUCUUCACCAUCGCUGACCCGGCCCAGAAGCUGCACCUCCCACUGCUGAUCAGCCCCUACUCCUACACAACGUACCGGGGCAGUUAG
This is a messenger RNA of Nipponia nippon (crested ibis), 363 nucleotides long. RefSeq names its product 5-hydroxyisourate hydrolase. NCBI's taxonomy places the organism in Eukaryota, Metazoa, Chordata, Aves, Pelecaniformes, Threskiornithidae. Gene Ontology annotation, molecular function: cadherin binding; beta-catenin binding; calcium ion binding. Gene Ontology annotation, cellular component: cytoplasm; apical junction complex; flotillin complex. Gene Ontology annotation, biological process: calcium-dependent cell-cell adhesion; multicellular organism development; cell morphogenesis. The record is from RefSeq and is a predicted model, not a curated record.